Daphnia carinata is the source of this 3584-nucleotide messenger RNA. RefSeq lists its product as uncharacterized. The transcript is spliced from 16 exons. The record is from RefSeq and is a predicted model, not a curated record. Lineage: Eukaryota; Metazoa; Arthropoda; Branchiopoda; Diplostraca; Daphniidae. Gene Ontology annotation, molecular function: CoA-ligase activity.
GAAAAAAAAUGGCGAGCAUCAGUUUGCUACGUUUUAAAUCGUUCGACGGCUGUGUAAAGACCAUUCGAGCCUUUCGUGGCACGACUAAUCCUGUGGCGAGGAAACUUAAUAUCCAUCAAGUGCAAUAUCGAGCCGUGUCUGGCUUCCCCUCAAGUGGCAAUUUAACGUCGGGAAGCAUUGAUAAAAACGUCGUCUAUUCUCGCCACGAGGAUUUCCGUCUCGUCGACCAAACAGUUGUGCAACGCAUUUUCGAUCGAGCAUCUCUAUGGCCCAAUCUUACAGCUAUGGAAUGUUGGGUAACAGGUCGAAAAUAUACGUAUGGCAAGUUACGUGAUUUGACCCGUAAUUUUGGCAGUGCAUUGGUUAGAAUGGGUUUCAAACAAGGUGAAGUAUUUGGAAUGGUUUUACCUAAUCUUCCGGAAUUUCCCAUUGUCUUGCUUGGAGCCGCUGGUAUUGGUAUGCCAGUCACAGCAGUUAAUCCGGCCUAUACUGUGGAGGAAAUUGCGCGCCAAUUACAACUUUCUGGCGCCACUGUCGUCGUCACCAUUCCAGAAUUGGCGGGAACCCUUCGUCAGGUGGCUAAACAAUGUCCCGAAAUUCGGCGCCUCCUAGUGGUUGGUAAGCCAGAAGAAGGAUUUGCUUCCUUUGAAGAAAUGUUACAAGAUAAUGGCAAUCUUUUCGACGAGAAUAUCAAGAUCAACCCAACCGAAGACAUUUUUGUACUACCCUAUUCAAGUGGAACAACUGGUCUUCCUAAAGGGGUCAUGCUUACUCAUUCUAACGUCUGUGCCAAUAUUGCACAAAUGGGGCAUCCAGGAACGAUGAAAAUAGCUUUUUGCCCUGCCACAACCAGCCAUUCAUCAGACCUGCAAGAAGUGUUUAUUUGCAUACUCCCGUUUUUUCACAUGUACGGGAUACUUGCCAUUGUUCUGAGUGGUUUGGAUCACGGAGCCAAGAUGAUAACCCUCCCCCGUUUUGAAGCCGAGUCGUAUCUUAAUGCCAUUCAUCAGCACAAGCCGUCGACCCUACAUCUCGUACCUCCACUGGUGUCUUUUCUCAGCCUUCAACCAGAAUUGAAAUUAGAAGCAUUCCAUCGGUUGCAUUCCAUUAUCGUUGGCGCAGCUCCACUAGGACCGGCUGCUGCAACCAGACUUGUCGAACGUUUGCAAAAACAAGAUCUUUUCAUGCAGGAAGGAUUCGGAAUGACUGAGACAUCUUGUGCUUGUCACUUUAGCCCGAUCGUUAACAACCAAAUCGGUUCGUUUGGUGAGCCGCUAUCUCGGACCAAAGUCAAAGUUGUUGAUGUUGACACGGGCGAACCCCUUGGACCAAUGCAACAUGGAGAAAUGUGUGUAUCAGGUCCGCAAGUAAUGAAAGGAUAUUAUAAAAAUCCAAAAGCGACCGCAGAAACUAUUGACAGUGCAGGGUGGCUGCAUACUGGAGAUAUUGCUUAUUACAACGAUCAAAACCAGUUCUUUAUUGUCGAUCGUCUGAAAGAGCUCAUUAAAGUAAAAGGACUUCAGGUAUCUCCGUCGGAACUGGAAGACGUCCUACGACGCCAUCCUGGCGUUUUGGAUGUGGCAGUUAUCGGUGUUCCUGACGAAUUUGCUGGUGAACUUCCUCGAGCUUACGUUGUCAAGAAACAGGGCGUUAUGUUGGCUAAGGAAGAUAUUGUUGAAUUUAUCGAUGCUAAAGUGUCAAAUCAUAAAAAACUGAAAGGGGGAGUUGUCUUUCUUGAAGCUAUUCCGAAAACAGCUACUGGGAAAAUACUUCGAAAAGCAAUGGCGGGGCUCAGCCUAUUGUCGCGUAUCAACAGCUUCCAAAUUGGAGUGAAGGCCAAGCAAACCUUUCGCGUCACGAAUAGUCGUACUGUGCAGCGUUUUGGAUUCAACCUUCAGCAGAUUCGUGCAGUGUCCGAUGCUCCAUUACGCGAGGCCUCCUCGAUCGAUAAGAACAUCGUCUAUUCUCGUCACAAGGAUUUCGAACUCCGUAAUCAAACAGUAGUUCAACGCUUUUUCGAACGAGCUUCUUUGUGGCCCAACCUGACAGCGACGGAAUGCGGCCUGACUGGUCGCAAAUAUACGUAUGGCAAGUUACGUGAUUUGACCCGUAAUUUCGGCAGUGCAUUGGCUCGAAUGGGUUUCAAACGAAGUGAAGUGUUUGGAAUGGUUCUUCCCAAUCUUCCUGAAUUUCCAAUAAUGUUGCUCGGAGCUGCUGGCAUUGGUAUGCCCGUUACCACCGUGAAUCCUAUUUACAACGUGGAGGAAAUUGCGCGCCAAUUGCAACUUUCUGGCGCCACCGUCGUGGUUACCAUUUCCGAAUUGGCGGGAACCCUUCGCCAAGUGACUCAGAUAUGUCCCGAAAUUCGCCGCCUCAUAGUGGUGGGUAAACCAGAAGAUGGAUUCGUAUCCUUAGGAGAAAUGUUACAAGACCCUGGUAACCUUUUCGAUGAAAAUAUUGAAAUCAAUCCGAUGGAAGAUGUUUUUGCGUUACCAUUUUCAAGUGGUACGACUGGACUUCCAAAGGGCGUUAUGCUGAGCAAUGCUAAUGUUACUGCCAAUAUUCAGCAGCUUUUACAUCCUACGGCGAUGAAACUUACCACUCCACCACCAACUCGCAAUGAAACGGACGUCCUUCAGGAGGUGUACGUCUGUAUUCUCCCAUUUUUUCACAUGUACGGAAUGGUUGGUGUUAUGCUGACAGGUUUAGAUUUAGGUGCCAAAAUGGUUAUUUUGCCUCGUUUCGAUGGCGAGUCUUACGUCAAUUCCCUACAUCAGCAUCAUCCAUCAACGUUACAUCUUGUUCCGCCAUUGGUUUUAUUUCUUGGACAUCGCCCUGAUCUAAAAUUGGAAGCAUUUCGUCGACUACAUACCGUCGCUAUUGGCGCUGCUCCAUUAGGGCUAGCUGUUGCCACUAGAUUCGUCGAACGGUUACAGAAACCCGAUCUAUUGAUGCAAGAAGGAUGCGGGAUGACGGAAACAACCUCUGUUACUCAUCUCAGUCCGGUUAUAAACAACCAGAUCGGUUCGUUUGGAGAGCCAUUAUCUCAGACCAAAGUCAAAGUUUUGGAUGUAGAUACCGGCAAAUCUCUGGGACCAGGACAACAUGGAGAGAUGUGUGUGUCGGGUCCGCAAGUAAUGAAAGGAUAUUUUAAAAAUCCGAAAGCCACCGAAGAAACUAUUGACAGUGAUGGUUGGCUGCAUACUGGAGACAUGGUUUAUUAUAACGAACAAAAUCAGUUUUUUAUUGUCGAUCGAUUGAAAGAGCUUAUUAAAGUGAAAGGUCUCCAGGUGUCCCCAUCAGAGCUGGAAGACGUUCUAAGGCGCCAUCCUGGUGUUUUGGAUGUGGCAGUUAUCGGUGUCCCUGACGAUGCUGCUGGUGAACUUCCUCGCGCAUAUGUCGUCAAAAAGCCCGGCGUUGUGCUAUCUCAAGAAGAAAUUGCUGAAUUUGUUAACGCCAAAGUUUCCCAUCAUAAGAAGUUGAAGGGAGGAGUUUAUUUCCUAGAUGCUAUUCCCAAAACAAACACUGGGAAAAUUCUCCGCCGUGAACUAAAAAGAAUGUCUCAAUAACUAUCGCAGAUCUGA